CUGGGCCCUCGAAGCUCGUGUACUGAUGCCACUGGCUGCGCCCAGUACAAAAAUUAACCUGUCUCUGGCACAGGGUCCGCAAAGGCGCGGGACUACAACUCCCAGCAUCCCCCCCACGGGGCGGCACAGCCGCGGCGACCACAGCCCGGGUGCCCCCCGGCCCCUUUUGCAGAGGAGCUCAGGCUGAAGGGGCGCGGGGGAGGGCGUCUUUGCGGUGGCCCUGAGCCCCCCUCCCUCGCUGGCUCCCCCCAGGCUGUGGGGGGCUGAGGGCGGCUCCCCUUGGCCUCUCCAGCCUGCAAAGGGGAGUUUCCAGGAAGUGGCCAUAUUGGAUUCAUUCAGCCGCAUCGAUCCGGGGAGAAGAGCGGGGCUCCGGCAAGGCAGUUUCCCGGCCAGAGACCCGCACCAGGACCCCCCGCUCCGGCCAUGGCUGCCACGGACUUGGAGCGCUUCUGUAAUGAAGAGAAGCGGAAUCUUUCCCUGGGGGGCCAUGUUGGAUUUGAUAGUCUCCCAGAUCAGCUUGUCAGCAAAUCUGUCACACAAGGAUUCAGCUUCAACAUCCUCUGUGUGGGUGAAACAGGCAUCGGGAAAUCCACACUAAUGAACACACUUUUCAAUACCACCUUUGAGACGGAGGAGGCCAGUCACUACGAGAAUGCAGUUCGCUUACGACCGCGUACCUAUGACCUGCAGGAGAGCAACGUGCACCUGAAACUGACAAUCGUGGAUGCAGUGGGGUUUGGAGACCAGAUAAAUAAAGAUGAAAGUUACAGGCCAGUAGUUGAUUACAUUGACACGCAGUUUGAAAACUACUUGCAAGAAGAGCUGAAAAUCCGUCGUUCUCUCUUUAAUUAUCAUGACACAAGAAUCCACGUCUGCCUUUACUUCAUCACUCCAACUGGGCACUCGCUCAAAUCCUUAGAUCUGGUAACGAUGAAGAAGCUGGAUAGCAAGGUGAAUAUUAUCCCCAUCAUCGCCAAAGCAGACACCAUUUCCAAGAGCGAGCUGCACAAGUUUAAGAUAAAGAUAAUGAGUGAGCUGGUCAGUAACGGAGUGCAGAUCUAUCAGUUCCCCACGGAUGAUGACGCUGUCGCAGAGAUCAACUCCGUAAUGAAUGCUCAUCUGCCCUUUGCUGUUGUUGGCAGCACGGAGGAGGUGAAAGUUGGAAACAAGCUGGUGAGAGCUCGGCAGUACCCUUGGGGGGUGGUGCAAGUCGAGAAUGAAAGUCAUUGUGACUUUGUGAAACUGCGAGAAAUGCUGAUUCGAGUCAACAUGGAAGAUCUUCGGGAACAGACUCACACCCGCCACUAUGAGCUGUACAGACGGUGCAAGCUGGAGGAGAUGGGGUUCAAGGACACAGAUCCUGACAGCCAGCCAUUCAGCCUUCAAGAAACCUAUGAGACCAAAAGAAAAGAGUUCCUAGGUGAACUGCACAAGAAAGAGGAAGAAAUGAGGCAUAUGUUUGUUAACAAAGUCAAGGAGACUGAAUCGGAACUGAAAGAGAAGGAAAGAGAGCUACACGAAAAGUUUGAGCAUUUAAAGAGGAUACAUCAGGAAGAGAAGAGGAAGGUGGAGGAGAAGAGGAGGGAGCUGGAGGAGGAGAUGAAUGCCUUCAACAGGCGGAAACUAGCAGUCGAAACCCUGCAGUCUCAGUCCUUGCAAGCUACUUCGCAGCAGCCACUGAAGAAGGAUAAAGACAAGAAAAAUUAAUCGCACACAGGCCAAGAGUGGACUUUGUACUUUCAUGUGUUAAGUUGCUUGAGUUUCCUACCUUGUGUUACUUCUGUCAUAACAUUGUGUGAAUGGACCAAAGUGAAAGAGAAAAUGAGCCUCUUCAGUGUUUACAGUGUAACAAUUUAUUGUUAUCUGUACAGGACUUAUGAAUAGUUUUUAAGGAAGUAAAUGUCAUACUGUGUAAAUUUUCUGACACAAAGUCAACUAAUCCUGAAAAUGAGCAGGCUUGUUUUGUUUCAGACCUGAUGGGCAAACAUCCACUUGUAAAGUGACCAUAAUUGUUUUAUAAGAACUAAUGUUACUAAUUGAUAGUUACUUUACAGAUUACAUUAAUUUUUAAUGCUUAAUGGGACUCCUGAUUUGAUUUUUUUCUACAUUUGUUAUAAGUAGUGUGAAGA
Messenger RNA from Terrapene triunguis (Three-toed box turtle), 2129 nucleotides. It is a transcript of the gene SEPTIN8, whose product is annotated as septin 8. The record is from RefSeq and is a predicted model, not a curated record. Gene Ontology annotation, cellular component: microtubule cytoskeleton; cell division site; septin complex. Bases 424 to 1707 code for a protein of 427 amino acids. Gene Ontology annotation, biological process: cytoskeleton-dependent cytokinesis. Gene Ontology annotation, molecular function: GTPase activity; GTP binding; molecular adaptor activity. The transcript is spliced from 10 exons. Lineage: Eukaryota; Metazoa; Chordata; Testudines; Emydidae.